Messenger RNA from Helianthus annuus (common sunflower), 2247 nucleotides. RefSeq names its product glutamate receptor 1.3. NCBI's taxonomy places the organism in Eukaryota, Viridiplantae, Streptophyta, Magnoliopsida, Asterales, Asteraceae. The record is from RefSeq and is a predicted model, not a curated record. Gene Ontology annotation, cellular component: plasma membrane. The transcript has 7 exons. Bases 548 to 1192 code for a protein of 214 amino acids. Gene Ontology annotation, molecular function: signaling receptor activity; ligand-gated monoatomic ion channel activity.
UUGAGAAGCUUCUCUAAUACGCUUCUUCAUUACCCCCUUCAAAUCAUUACACAAAAAAAUCCUAAUCGCCGAUUCCGCUCCGGAUGUUUUCAUUCAAUCCUGUUCGACAACAUUAAAUCGAUCUUCAAGACGCAAUAAUCUUCCAUUGACGGGUUUUGAUAUACCAUUAGUUGAUGUAGGGACAAAAAAACUGCCCUUGAAACAACACACAAGGCAAUGUACAGAAUAGAAGGUCAGAUGGAGGAAGUUUAGGACCAGAAGAACGUUUGCAGAAAAGGCGACAUCAACUUCUCGAUCGGAGAUGGAAUGAGGCUCCAGCAAGAGAAUAUGAGCCCAUGAUUCCAUCGUGUAAUAUGUAUGAUUAAACAACUCUCUCCUUUUAUGGGAAUGGACAUGAUGAUUAUGAUGAUGCUGUUGUUCCUUUGAAUAGGCUGUGACCAUUUGAAUAUAUACCAUUCAAUGGUUCUUAUGAUGAACUCAUGAUACAAAUACUUCUUAUUAUAAUUAAGGCACUAGAUAUGCACAUCAUGAUUUGGUAGUUUCUACUAUGGUCUUUUUUUUGGAGCAGAAAUUCGAUGCAGUAGUAGCUGGUGAUGUAGCCAUCAGGUCAAGCCGGCUGGACUAUCUGGAUUUCACUCAACCGUACAACGAGUCAGGUGACAAGUUACAUAGCAAUUUUUCAAGAAUGGUGGUGGUUGUGUGGCUCUUUGUGGCACUAAUCAUCACACAGAGCUACACGGCUAGCUUCACGAGCAUGCUCACGGCUCAAAGGUCAGCAAGAUCAUUGGCUGCAAGUUCAACCUCGCCUAAUAGAGCUUGUCCGUGGAAAGCAAGAAGUGGUCCAGCCUCGGCUAUGGCUGUUGAUAGUGAUGAUUCUUCAGAAGAUGAGUCAUCUGCUCAGAUACCAAAGACUGUUUCCCAGACUAAGCCCAUACCACGCUCCGUUGGUUAUGGAGCAUUUUUGGCUACUUCACUAUAUAUGCCUUCACACGCCAAGGGUUUAGUGCGAGUUUACGCUUACAGGAACCUUCUACAACAGGAUAAUGGUGGAAGUUAUAAUCCUAACUUUUCACAUAUACAUCAUCAUCUAAUUUCUUCACCUAAACUCUUUUCUAAAGAACAUUCCAUAAUAGCAAAGUGGAUAUGGUUAAAUAAACUAUGGUUAAGACUAUGUGUAACCAAUUCUAGGUAAUGUAUUGAUCACAAUUCACAAUACCAGAUUCCCACCAUAAUACCUUAAUGGUUGGAACAUAAAAACAUAAUCAUGAUACACAUUUACCUUAAAUAAUAUGUGUAACCAAUUCUAGGUAAUGUUGGUUAUUUCCGGGAUUUAAUAAUUUUCUGUUUGUUUCUUUCAAUGUAUUCGUUUAUACAGAAUAUUACAUUUCAAAGUAAAUAAUAUGGUUUUGGAUGAAGCUGUGCAUCACGCGGGCAUUAACCUAGUUUUAGUUAUAAUGUUCGGCUAUUUUGACAAAAAAAAAAUGAGAUGAUGUAUGUAUCUGGUAAGUUCUCUUUCAGUUUCGUUUGAAUAUUACUCUUUUACUGAUUGAGGUUAUAGUUAUCUAAUCUGAUCACCAUUACUGUCAUGUUAUCUAAUUAGUUUCGACAAAAAAUGAGAUCGUGUAGUUGUAUUUGAUUAGUUCUCUUUCAGUUUUGUAUAGCAAUUCUCUUGUUAAUGAUUGAAGUUAUCUGAUCUGAUCAUCUUUAUUGUCACGUUAUCUAGUUAGUUAUUAGUCAAGUGUUACAUGUUUUGACUUUAAGUUGAGUUAAAUCUGACCUAAUAGGCUAAUAGAUUUUUAGGUCGUAUUUUGUUUACCAGAGUACCACAAAAUUGAAUUCUCCUCAACCCAAGUUUCUAGUUUACUCUUAUUUUAUUUACUAACUCUAAUAGACACAAGCAUCAAUUAAAAACAUGUGAGUGCAUCCUACAAUAAUUUCGUAGAACAAGAAUGUAAAGUUUUAACUAACAGUUUUCUAAUCAAAUAACAAGGAUACUAGGAAAUGGAGAACGGAGGAGAUGGAGAUAUGGAACCCAGUCCGAAGAUACUCCCAAGCACCAACUAUGAUAUAUCUCCAUUGGAUUUAGCUCCAAAAAACCUUGCCUCAUAUUGUUUGGUUUGAAUAGCUCGACUUGGUUUGUGCGUUUGGCUCGUUCCUUGUCUCCGCUUAGAUUAAUUUUGUUUUAAUGUAUUUUGAUAUUUUGAAUUUGAUAUACUAUACUAUUAUGUGUUUAAAAAAAUUCUUAAA